UCUCCAGGCCCUCGUGUGAGCCUUGUUAGGGCGUACGCUUGCUUUUAGUUGUCUACCCGGAAAUGAAUUUGAAAUCUGGUUGUGUGUUGACUAACUUCAAACUUACUCGCGAAGGCAUCACAACUUAUCCAGGAUGACAAGAACACGUUCACAGUCGCAUUUGGUGUUGGUACUGAGAGCUCUUCUACUGGUUGCCUUCUUCAGCAACUCGUUGGAUGCAGCCAAACUUGAACAGAAUGGUAGCUGCAUGUUUUCCUGUCCAUCAAGGGAUGCCGAGGUUGUCAGCAACACGCAGACAGGUCUACCAGCCUAUAGGAUACUUAACAAAAUUGAUGGUCACAUCUACAUUGGAUCUAAUGAAACCCUCACGAGGCUGUCUAUCAAAAAUAACCAAGUUACUACAAAUCAGAUCACACUACAAACAAUGGAACCAACGCUUGUCGUGAAUUGUGCAGCCCAAAACCCGAGCAACAAAGAGACCGUUUGUUGGAACUUCAUACGUGUUGCAGAAAGAACAAGUUCGGGUCAACUUUUAGUGUGUGGCACAAAUGCAUUUAGCAGGCUGUGUUAUGUGUGCAGCACGUCAGGACCAAUAACGUGUAAUGCGAUCAGUUCAAGUACUUCGGCCCUCCUGUUUGUUCCUCAGCAAAUAGACGUCACUGCAUCGGUAUCUGUAAUCAACGAUGGCACAUCUGAUAUGCUGUAUGGUGGAAGCAGAAGGGAUCAGGAUACAACCUUUAAUAGAUAUGCUUUAAAUUCAGACUUGAACGCACACAACCCUAUCGAGUUUCAGUUGGACACAGUCGUUGUUGGGAUGGGCUUCAUUAACGAUGGAACCUUCGUAGGCAGGCCGUUUGAAUACACUCAUGACGAUGGUCGUGAGUAUGCGUUUUUUUUCUACCGUGAGAAUGCACUCGAAUACACCUCUGGAGAAAAAGUUUACUCUCGCAUCGCGAGAGUGUGCAAGAAUGAUAUCGGCGGCAUUACGAACACCAAUAGGUUUAUCACCUUCAUCAAGGCUCGUCUGCAAUGUUCAAUAUCCGACAGCAAUAUCCCGUUUUACUAUGAUGACAUCCAGGAUGUUGUUUGGGAUGCUAACAAGAAGGUUGCAUAUGGAGUAUUCACAUCACCAAAAGCUGGUCCUUCGACAUCAGCUCUUUGCAGCUACAGGAUAGAGGACAUCAUGAAUCUCUUCGAUAACGGCUAUUUUAGCAAACAGCCUGGGGGUGAUGUCAACCGGCAAUGGCAGGAAAUCACUGAAGCAAGUGGAGAUGAUUUUCCACUACCAAGACCUGGAUUGUGUAAGGAAAACCGCACAACGGACUAUUCUCCGCUGCUGUUUAGGCUGGUGCCCAACUAUAAUCCUGAUGACCAUACGUCAGGAAGUGACGCUACUAGAACACCACCUGACCUACCGUAUUCUGAUCCACCCAUACUCUUUGUGGACGGUGUUCGUUUUACAAGUCUGGUUGUUGAUCACGACAAUGACUGUACUUACUUCUUUGGUGCAACCACUGGAACUGUGGUCAGAGCUCAGAAAGAAAACUGCAGCAACCCAGACGAAAAAUUCAGUUUUGUCGAAGUUCGUGACAAGGGAACAAGUGGUCCCAUCACUGGUCUCGAGUUUCUGAGCAAGGAUUCCAUAAAGUACCUUGUGAUCACGACUGAAGACCGUGUCAUAACGAUGCCCUUAAACCCAGACUGCUCGGGUGAAACCGACGAGGACCGUCAGGUUGCACAAUAUCCAUGCUGUGAAUUUAGUGACUCUGCGUGUACGUGCUGUCAAAAUGGACAUCUAGUGGAAUCUCUUUACAUUGAUUGUUCAGUGACCUAUGCCACAACCGUCAUCAACAUAUGCGUUGAAUCCGACAGGUUGAAUUCGACGAUCACGCAGACAGACAUCACGGCCUUUAACAAUGACAUGAAUUCGUUUACCUGUGCUGAGCACGUGUUUUGCCUGGAUUCUGGGGAUGGAUCAAAUUCAGUAACAUGUCUUGUUACUGACCAGCACAGGAUCCUUCUGAUAAGGAAGCUAUUAUUCCGUGUGAGAGCCAAACCAGUUUUAACUGUCCCAAGCGUUCCCAACCUUAGUGCCAAAUUUAAAUCUGGUCGAUUUGCUGUUGGCGUGUCCUGGGCCGAGAUAACAGCUACUGACACUAAGGAUCUUCCCUUCGUGAAUGACAUUAACUGCACUGAUCGGGGAUAUGCAACAAGUGUCGGCGUCAGAGGAGGAAUGUUCGGACUUGGACCUCAUGAAGUGACCUGCUCAGCAACAAAUUCUGAUGGAUGCCAGGCUUCAAAAACGUUUACAUUCUAUGUAAAAGCUUCCCCUGUAUUUAUACGUGCAAAUGAGUCGGCUCAAAUUGCCUCUCCAAACUACUUGCGAACUGCCUCCUCACACAAGCAGAGCAAUGUGAACCUCACUUGGAUCAUCAGAACAGAAAACGGACGAAGAAUUCGCAUCAUUUUUCACAAUCUCGACAACCAUAAUGGAUCAGUCUUCCGUGCCGGUGAUGGUAAUGACAGCGCCGAUAGUGCCACCAUGUUCUUCGAGUGGAAAGGCACGGGGGAAGUACCCCAUCUAAUCUCAUUGGGAGACACUGUAUGGUUAACGUUUGAUGGAGCGUACAAUAACGCCGCAGGAUUUUUCCUUUCAGCUUUUAGCCUACCAUCAUCUGGUGCAAAUGGAGAUAAAUGUGCGGCUUCUGGGGUCCCUCCAAGCUGUGGAAUGUGUGUCGGCCCUAUAAACAAUGACAUGACUCGUGGUCCACCGUGUUCCUGUCAGGCAGGGAAAAUGGGAGCUUUGUGUGAUAUUGAAUGUCCGGAUUUAUCGCUGUCUAUACCAGAUGGUGUGGAGUUUGAUGCCAAUAAAGAGCCUGUGUUUGUCACCUGGGACGAAGUGACUGGGAAUCAGACUGAGAUCGCCACUGGCAUUGGUUGUGCAUCUCCUGGCUAUGGCCCCGGGGAUGUGACCGUCACUGGUGGGCUGUUUAAGGAGGGGUCGCACACAGUAACUUGUUCAGCUUUUGAUUCGAAUGGAUGUGAGGUGCUUGAAAGAUUCACAUUUAGCGUUAACCUGCACGAUCUAGCGAGCACACUAGUGCCAGACAUAUGUCAGAGUACUGAUAAGGACAUCAACGGGCUCCUCGGCUGUUCGAGUAAGAUUGUCGUGACACAUGAAAACGCAAAUGUGAUUGCCGAGACAGUGGCACGUUUGGCCAGAAAGUAGACUGAGUUGAACUCACAGGGCACUACUUCGAUUGCAGAAAUUUUGCAAGACUUAGCGGCUGUCGCAAA
Molecule: messenger RNA, 3297 nt
Organism: Acanthaster planci (crown-of-thorns starfish)
Lineage: Eukaryota; Metazoa; Echinodermata; Asteroidea; Valvatida; Acanthasteridae
Biological process (GO): G protein-coupled receptor signaling pathway; cell surface receptor signaling pathway
Cellular component (GO): membrane
Molecular function (GO): G protein-coupled receptor activity; protein binding
Source: RefSeq, a predicted model, not a curated record